Telopea speciosissima is the source of this 3467-nucleotide messenger RNA. RefSeq names its product disease resistance protein RUN1-like. Gene Ontology annotation, molecular function: ADP binding. Gene Ontology annotation, biological process: defense response; signal transduction. The record is from RefSeq and is a predicted model, not a curated record. Lineage: Eukaryota; Viridiplantae; Streptophyta; Magnoliopsida; Proteales; Proteaceae. The transcript has 5 exons. Bases 4 to 3366 code for a protein of 1120 amino acids.
UCCAUGGCGUCUUCCUCCUCCACCUCCACCCCAACCCCCACCCCCGCCACUCGCUGGAAUUUCGACGUCUUCCUCAGUUUCAGAGGCGAAGAUACGCGCCACAACUUCACCGGCCAUCUCUAUACAGCCUUAAUUCAAAAAGGCAUCCACACUUUCAGAGACGACGAUGAACUCCGUAGAGGAGAAGAUAUUGCUUCAGAGCUCAUCAGAGCCAUCGAAAGUUCGAGGAUCGCCGUCAUUAUCUUCUCCGAGAACUACGGCAAUUCAAGAUGGUGCCUUGACGAGCUCGUCAAGAUCAUGGAAUGCAGAGAGACGAACGGACAACUCGUUUUGCCUGUUUUCUAUAAGGUCGAUCCUGUGGAUGUGCAGAACCAGACUGGAAGCUAUGGAGAGGCUUUUGUGAGUCACGAAGUGCGUUUUGCAGGAGAUAUGGAGAGGGUGAAGAGAUGGAGAUCAGUUCUUGCUGAAUCUGCGAGUCUCUCGGGGUUUAGGUCCCAAGAUUUUUCCGCCGGGGAUGCAACUUUUAUCCAGUGUAUUGUUGAAGAGGUUUUCACUAAACUGAAUCAAAUGCACUUGAAUAUUGCUGUCUACCCAGUUGGUAUCGACUCUCGUGUAAAAGAUAUGCAUUUUCUGUUAAGUGUUGGGUCAAAUGAUGUUCGUUGCAUAGGGAUUUAUGGUAUGGGAGGAAGGGGUAAGACAACAAUAGCUAAGGCCAUCUAUAAUGAAGUCUUUCAUAAAUUUGAAGGCAGCAGUUUUCUUGCAAAUGUGAGAGAAGCUUCAAAACAAACCAAUGGUCUAGCUCAGUUACAAGAACAACUUCUUUCUGAUAUUCUAAUGAACAGGAACCAAAAGAUAUUCUUUGUUGAUAGGGGAAUCAAGUUGAUCGAAGAAAGGCUCUGCAAUAAAAGGGUUCUUAUUGUUCUUGAUGAUAUAGAUCAAGCAGAACAAUUCGAUGCCUUAGCUAGCAUGCAUGACAGUUUCAGCCCAGGAAGUAGAAUCAUUAUAACAACUAGGGAUGAGGAACUGCUAAAUAAGCUUGGAGUGAAUGAGAAGUAUGAGGCUAGAGAAUUAAAUGCUGAGCAAUCUCUUGAACUGUUUAGUUGGCAUGCCUUCAGAAAAGACAAACCUGUGAAAGAUUAUGGGGAACUUUCAAAUGGUGUUGUAAGAUAUAUUGGAGGGCUUCCAUUAGCCCUUGAAGUGUUGGGUUCGUUUUUGUAUGACAAAAAGAGCAUAUCUGAAUGGAAAAAUGCAUUAGAGAAAUUGAAAGUACGUCCUGAUAAGAAGCUUAAGGAUAGACUUCUAUAUGAUGUCAAAGAAAUGGAUAUAUUCCUCGACAUUGCCUGUUUCUUUAUUGGAAUGGAUAAAGAUUAUGUCAUGAAAAUACUAGAUGGUUGUCAUUCCAAUUUGGAAGCUGGAAUGAGUGCUCUCAUUCGAAGUUCUCUUGUAACAAUCAAUGAAAACAACGAAUUUAGAAUGUAUGAUCUGCUUCGAGACAUAGCAAGGGAAAUUGUCCGUGAAGAAUCCCCUAAAGAACCUGGAAAACGAAGCAGAUUAUGGUCUCAUGAUGAUGCAUAUGAUGUAUUGGCGAGAGGCACGGGAACUGAAGCAGUUGAUGGCCUCAUCCUAAACUAUCCUGGCAAGGUGCAAUUGAGUACUGAAGCAUUUGCAAAGAUGUCCAAACUAAGAUUGCUCCAACUUAAUGAUGUAGAGCUCACAGGAAACUAUGAGCAUUUCUCUGAAGAACUAAGAUGGCUCUGUUGGCAAGGAUCUCCUUUGAAAAAUAUACCAAACAAUUUCUGUCUAGACAACCUUCUUGUUCUUGACAUGCAGUAUGGUAGUCUCAAACAGGUCUGGAAGGAAACUAAGGUACUCAACAGGUUGAAGAUCCUCAAUCUCAGCCAUUCCAAUCAUCUAAACAGAACACCUGACUUUUCAGGACUUCCAAGUUUGGAGAAAUUGAUGCUUGAAGGUUGUACAAGUUUGGUUGAGGUUCACCAAUCCAUUGGACAUCUCAACAGACUUGUUCUCUUGAAUCUAAAGGACUGCAAAAUUCUGAAGAAUCUUCCAAGUAGCAUUUGUAGAUUGAAAUCUCUAGAAAGUCUUAUUCUCACGGGCUGCUCAAAGCUUGAUAAGCUACCAGAGGAUUUAGGGGAGAUGGAUUCUUUGACAGAGCUUUUUGCAGACGAAAGUACUAUACAGAAACUACCCUCCUCAAUUGGACUCUUGAAGAACUUGAGAAGCUUAUCGUUAAGAGGAUGUAAAGGAUCACCAUCUAAGUCACGAGUCUCAUUUUUCCGGGCCUGGGGAUGUCGAAGAAUCCCUGAUUCCAUCACUCUUUUGCCAGCUUCUUUCCCAGGUUUAUAUUCAUUGAAAAAACUAAUUCUUGAGGAUUGCAAUCUGUCAGAAGAUGCAAUUCCCAUUGAUUUUCAAAGAUUAUCCUCAUUGCAAGAGUUAUUUCUUGGCAAAAACAAUUUUUGUAGUCUAUCAACCAGCAUCAAUCAGCUUUCUCAACUUCGUUUACUUGAUCUGGAAAAAUGCACCAGACUACAAGCACUCCCAGAGCUUCCUUCAAGUUUAAGUAUCUUGAAUGCAACCAGUUGCAUUUGUAUGGAAAGAUUGCCAGAUUUAUCAAACUUGCAUAACCUUCCAUCCUUGGUGUUCAUUAAUUGCCACAAGCUUAUUGAGAUUCGAACAAAAACUUCUAGAAGGAAUCUCCUUCAGGGACUGUCGGAACGUGGUAUGAAGCUUGACAUCUUUCUUCCAGGGGAUGAGGUUCCAGACUGGUUCACCGAUCAGUGCGAGGGGUCUUCAAUAUCAUUUGUGCUUCCACUUUGUAAUCAUGAGAUCCUAGGGUUGACACUCUGUGCUGUAUAUGCAGCCAACAAAGAAGCUGAUAAUCUCACUCCUGUUUUUGAUGGAGACGAGCACACUAGUCCACCUUCUGCUAAAAUCAAUGUUGGAAGCAACAAUGACGUGGCCUACUAUUAUCCAAAAGUCAAAGAUAUUCGUAUAACCCAUGAAGAUCACAUCUGGGUGUGCCAUGUUCCAUGCACUGAAUUUGGGAAGCAAUUGGAAGGUGGGGUUGAUAUUGAAGUUUCAGUAGAAAUAAGGGAGCCACUCAAGGUGAAGAAAUGUGGGGUGUAUCUUCAAUACCAGGAAAUAAAUGGCAAGGUAACGCAAUCAAGCAAUGGUGAAGCAAUUCAAUAUGCCGGUGUUUUUGAUGGAGAUAGAUCAGCAGUAGCUAAACUCAACAGUAAAACUAAGAGAGGCCGUAGUGACACUGAGUCAGGACCCAGUAAUGGCACACCUAAUGAGGACCAAGAAACCAGACGGUUGAGGACUGAAUUCGGUCCAUCCAUGUAUUGAGCUUGGUUCAAUGGAGUAUGAAGGGUGAGGAAGCUGUUCCUGUAACUCAACUGACUUCGAAGAAACUGCAUUGAUUUCAACAAGGCAUGCAACCCUUGAAU